AAUUAUGACAACAAUUAAAACUGUUGCAAUUAUAACAGGUGCCAGUUCGGGAAUUGGAAAAGCAACAGCUUUAUUAUUUGCAAAAAAUGGUUAUCGACUUUCUCUUUGUGGUAGGAAUGAAGUUAAUUUAAAACAAGUUGUUGAUGAAUGUAUUGGGUUUGGGUUGUCUAAUGAACAGAUUGUGACUACUAUUGGAGAUGUUCGGGAAGAAAAAACUUUGGAUAAUAUAGUCAAACAAACUAAUGACAAAUUUGGGCAGAUUGAUGUUUUAGUAAAUAAUGCUGGAAUAAUAGAUAGAGGAGGGGCUGAAACAACUCCUUUAUCUGUUUUGGAUGAUUUAAUGGAAGUUAAUGUUAAAAGUUUAAUCCGUUUGACUCAAUUAGCCGUGCCUUAUCUCGAAAAAACUAAAGGAAGUAUUGUUAACGUUAGCAGUAUUUCUGGAAUCUGUGCUUUCCCGGCUGUCACUUAUUAUUGUAUGUCUAAAGCUGCUGUAGACAAAUUUACUGAAUGUUUGGCUCAAGAAUUAGCUCCAAAAGGGAUUCGUGUUAAUGCUGUGAACCCAGCAUUAAUUGUCACUUCUUUGCAUCGAAGAGCUUAUAUGAGUGAAGAAGAAUAUAAAGAUUUUGUUGAACGUGGAAAGGCAGGACACGCUUUAGGACGUUGUGGAACAGUCGAGGAAGUUGCUAAAGGAAUUCUUUAUCUUGCAAGAGAUGCAACUUUCACAACUGGGGAAUUGCUUAAAAUUGAUGGAGGAAAAUCUCUUUUAGUGCCUCGUUAA
Molecule: messenger RNA, 778 nt
Organism: Meloidogyne enterolobii
Lineage: Eukaryota; Metazoa; Nematoda; Chromadorea; Rhabditida; Meloidogynidae
Source: the annotation of a GenBank genome assembly